AUGCUUCCCACCGAACUGUGCAACCUUGUCAUUGACCAUCUCCAUGACUCCAAACCAUCCCUCUUAGCAUGCUCCCUAGUCUGCCGCGCUCGGGUCCCUGAAAGCCGUUUUCACCUCUUCCACAAAGUGCGGCUCUUUCGCGACACAGAUCUAUUCUUUCAGUUAUUGGAGAGCCCACACGCUACGCUCGCUUCAGCUCAUAUACAUGAGCUUGAUGUCGCACAGAAUGCCGUUACUAUGAACGGAAACCUCGAAAACCUUGACGGAGAGCUGCUUGACCGUCAGAUAUUCCAAGGCGUCUUGGCCCGGUGCCCUGCAAAUGUUUUCGAGCAUGUGCGGAAGUUGUCCGUAACAUGGGUUGGCUGGUGGAUCCUAGGUGACGCGGAGAGACUGAGUAUUGGGCAUAGGUUCCAGAACGUGAUCGAGCUCGCGUUGUGGAUGGUUGUUUUUCAGGAGGACGAAGAAUUUCCUGCUCUGAUCGCUUCGUUCCCAGCCCUGGAGGUCUUGUCCUUGCAGACUAUACGGUUCCGGGUUAAGGAUUUGGAAGAAGAACACUCGCACACCGAACACACACUACCAGCCAAUUUGCAUACUAUCUCGAUCAACGAUGUGUCUAACCCCCAUGUAAUACGUUCCUUGAUUCCUUGUCCAUCCCUUCGAGUAUUCAAGUGUCAUUAUGUGAACUUCGGUGACUUCGAGCCGAUAUUGGCGAAAGAGUUUGGUCAGCUGCUGUUGUCUGCUGGCGAGCGUUUCGAAGAUUUCAGGUUUACUAUCCAGGCCGCAGCGAUGCUUAACGACGGUGUUGAUCUUGACAAACAGUACCUCCUCCCUUUCCUCAAGCGCCUCACAGAGUCCGACAUUUCUACUCCCAUGCUGGAGACGCUGGACAUACAUUAUCUGUCCGUGCAUGAUCUAGAUUGGGAGGAGCUCGAUGACGUCCUUCAGCAUCCCCACUUCCGUGCCGUCAAAGAGAUCAAAACAACCGUCCCGACGUACUUUAGCCUUGAAGAUGUUGUUGGACAAGAGCCAGGAUGGUAUGUGAAGCCCAAUGAUGGAUCCAACGCCCAUGUUGAGAUGGGGAAUAACAUCGCAAGGUUCAUGGAAAAGUUACCAAGGUGUCGAGCGAGGGGGAUAUUACGGCCGGAGGAGGGAUGGAGGUUUUUUGAUAGUUCAAUGUGGUUCGGAUCAGUGGAACGGCGGACGAGGAGACAGAGACUUUUGGAUAGGGUUGUUGGUGCAGUUCGUAGAUUGAGUAGUCGUUGAGGUAU
Molecule: messenger RNA, 1268 nt
Organism: Desarmillaria tabescens
Lineage: Eukaryota; Fungi; Basidiomycota; Agaricomycetes; Agaricales; Physalacriaceae
Exons: 2
Coding region: 1-1263 (420 amino acids)
Source: RefSeq, a predicted model, not a curated record